This is a messenger RNA of Aspergillus thermomutatus, 990 nucleotides long. Its product is annotated as AIM24 family protein. NCBI's taxonomy places the organism in Eukaryota, Fungi, Ascomycota, Eurotiomycetes, Eurotiales, Aspergillaceae. The transcript is spliced from 3 exons. The coding region runs from base 1 to 990 and encodes 329 amino acids. The record is from RefSeq and is a predicted model, not a curated record.
AUGAUGAUGCUGUAUAUAGCCUUUCCGCCACCUCCCCAGCCAUCACCAGGAUUUCCACCUCAUAACUUCAGUUACCCUCCUCCACCCAAGCAACCGACUCCUGCAAGCCCCCCACCGGGGGAAGCACACGCGGCCGCAUAUGCCACGCAUCCCGGUAUGGCCAAUCCAUAUGGACCGAGCUCUGUAUCGCCUCCCCCGCAGCCGCCGAGCCACCAGUCGACGCCAUCUCAAUCUUCGCACAUGGCUGCGCAAGCCCAGCGGACAUCCGUCGGGCCGUCUCAGUUCGGCCAGUUCGUGAACUCAACUACCCAGGACGAUGUUGGGACAUUCAAUGGCGGAAGCUACAGGAUCAGCCACCGGGACUCGAAUUCCAUUCUCACGCUGCAGCUGGCGGUAGGAUGUCCGAUUGAAGCCAAGCCAGGAGUGAUGAUCGCAAUGUCGCACUCGAUCACACUAAGAGGAAGCAUCAAGUUCUCUCUGAAGAAGAUGUUUGUCGGCGGCGAGAUGUCAUUGUCCACAUACACCGGCCCCGGCGAGCUUCUGCUUGCGCCCUCAACUCUGGGUGAUAUCAUUGUGCUGCGCUUGUCCGGCUCGGACUCGUGGAAAGUCGGGAAAGACGCCUUCCUGGCCGCGACUAGUGGUAUCGCAAAGGACUAUCAAGCACAGGGGUUGGCGAAGGGUGUCUUCUCCGGAGAGGGAUUGUUCGUGUACAAGAUGUCUGGUGUCGGUCUCGUGUGGCUUCAGAGCUUCGGCGCUAUCAUCAAGAAGGAUAUUGCCGACGGCGAAUCCUACUUCGUGGAUAACGGACAUCUUGUCGCCUGGAACUGCAAGUACAAGAUGGAGCGUGUCGCUUCAGGAGGUAUCAUUUCCAAUAUCGGUUCCGGCGAGGGUCUGGCAUGCCGCUUCACCGGCCCUGGAACCGUCUACCUGCAGACGAGGAACGUCACUGCGUUUGCCGCGCAUAUCGGAGCACAUACUGCCAGUAACUAG